AUGUUCACGCUCAUGGGUGAGCCUAAUGUCGAUAGUGUCAUCUUCAUACCCCAAGGACCACUAUCAUUCAUGGUCUUCUAUGCUACACGAGCAUAUUUUCCAGUUCCCCAUCCCAAAGCCUUGCAAAAUAACUGUGGUUUCUUUAGGCCCAAGGGUUCCAUGGUGAAAUUGAAGAUUUACAUCAAUGGCUUGACUGACACUGAACGCCACCUGUUUGGCAUCAAAACCUGUUGGAGGUUUACCAGAAACAGCCCGAGAGCAGCUAAAUUCCAUCUGCAUCUCAUUUUGCCAAGGAUGAUAGCAUUAGUAUUGGAACUUCUUGGUGGACCCCAGAGAGUUAGACUUAAAGUUCCCCAUCCAAAUGAGAGAACUCUGUGCUGCCUUGAAGUAAAAGAAGAAAUAUAUAAGCGUCUGAUGGAAAAGGGCCAGCAGAUGCUUGCAAGAUGUCCAGAGUCUGCUGAAACAAACGUUGACCAAGACAUAAAUAACUUGAAAGAAAAGUGGGAAUCAGUGCAAACGAAACUCAGUGAAAGAAAAACUAAACUGGAAGAAGCUCUCAACUUGGCUAUGGAGUUCACAAUUCCACUGCAGGACUUCAUCAACUGGUUAACCAAAGCUGAACAGACAUUGACUAUAGCUUCUCCGGCCAAGUCUUAUCUUAGACACUGGUCUGUUUCCAAAUUGAUUGAACACAAGGUGUUUGCCACAGAAGUGAAUUCUCACCGGGAUCAAGUCAUAGAGCUGGAUAAAACUGGAAACCACCUGAAAUAUUUCAGCCAGAAACAGGAUGUUGUGCUCAUUAAGAAUCUUCUGAUCAGUGUUCAAAAUAGAUGGGAAAAGGUUGUUCAGAGAUUAGUGGAAAGAGGAAGAGCUUUGGACGAUGCAAGGAAACGAGCCAAGCAGUUUCAUGAAGCGUGGAAUAAACUUAUGGAUGGCUAGAAGAAUCAGAAAAGUCUUUGGAUUCAGAGCUUGAAAAUUGCUAAUGAUCCAGACAAAAUAAAGGCUCAACUCACACAGCACAAGGAAUUCCAAAAAUCUCUUGGAGCAAAGCAUUCUGUUUAUGACACCACAAACAGAACUGGACGUUCUCUCAAAGAAAAAGCUUCUCUGACUGACGACAACUUGAAAUUGGAUGAUAUGUUGAGUGAACUCAGAGAUAAAUGGGACACAAUAUGUGGAAAAUCCGUCGAGAGGCAAAACAAAUUGGAGGAAGCUCUGCUAUUUUCUGGACAAUUUACAGAUGCUCUACAGGCUCUCAUCGAUUGGUUGUACAAAAUAGAACCUCAGUUGGCAGAAGACCAACCAGUUCAUGGGGAUAUUGAUUUAGUGAUGAAUUUGAUUGAUAAUCAUAAGGUCUUCCAAAAAGAGCUGGGAAAGAGGACGAGCAGCGUGCAAGCUCUGAAGCGCUCAGCUCGAGAGCUGGUUGAAGGCAGCCGGGACGACUCCUCCUGGGUCAAAGUCCAAAUGCAGGAACUGAGCACACGAUGGGAGACUGUGUGUGCCCUUUCUGUUUCCAAGCAAACUCGCCUUGAAGAAGCUUUGCAUCAGGCAGAAGAAUUUCAUUCUGUGGUUCAUGUUCUACUGGAAUGGCUGGCUGAGGCUGAGCAGACGCUUCGCUUCCAUGGCCUUCUCCCUGAUGACGAAGAGGCCCUGAGGACCCUCAUUGAUCAGCAUAAAGAAUUCAUGAAGAAACUGGAAGAAAAAAGAGCUGAAUUAAAUAAAGCAACAGGAAUGGGAGAAGCUGUUUUGGCAAUCUGCCAUCCAGACUCUAUCACGACCAUUAAGCACUGGAUAACAAUUAUCAGAGCCAGGUUUGAGGAGGUUCUCGCAUGGGCUAAGCAACACCAGCAGAGGUUGGCAGGAGCACUGGCUGGCCUUAUUGCUAAGCAGGAAUUGCUGGAAGCCUUGCUGACUUGGCUGCAGUGGGCUGAGACUACACUCAGUGACAAGGAUAAAGAAACCAUCCCACAGGAGAUAGAGGAGGUUAAAGCUCUUAUAGCAGAACACCAGACUUUCAUGGAGGAAAUGACCAGAAAACAACCAGAUGUGGAUAAAGUAACAAAAACCUACAAGAGAAAAGCAGCUGACCCCUCCCCCAUACAGUCACAUAUUCCAGUCCUGGAUAAGGGGAGAACAGGAAGAAAGCGCUCCCCAUCUUCAGCUGUGUAUCCCUCUGGCUCUCAGACACAAAUCGAAACAAAGAAUCCCAGAGUAAAUCUAUUAGUGAGCAAGUGGCAGCAAGUCUGGCUUCUAGCUUUGGAACGAAGAAGAAAAUUGAAUGAUGCAUUGGACAGACUAGAGGAGCUGAAAGAGUUUGCCAAUUUUGAUUUUGAUAUCUGGCGGAAAAAGUACAUGAGAUGGAUGAACCACAAGAAAUCUCGAGUAAUGGACUUUUUCAGGAGAAUCGAUAAGGAUCAAGAUGGAAAAAUAACCCGACAAGAAUUUAUUGAUGGAAUACUUUCCUCAAAAUUUCCAACUAGUCGCCUAGAAAUGAGUGCAGUGGCUGACAUCUUCGACAGAGAUGGUGAUGGAUAUAUUGACUACUAUGAGUUUGUAGCAGCACUCCAUCCAAAUAAAGAUGCAUACAAGCCUCUAACAGAUGCUGACAAGAUUGAAGAUGAGGUAACCAGGCAAGUAGCUAAGUGCAAGUGCGCAAAACGAUUCCAAGUGGAGCAGAUCGGUGAUAACAAGUACAGAUUCUUCCUGGGAAAUCAGUUCGGUGACUCUCAACAACUGCGUCUUGUUCGCAUUCUACGGAGUACGGUGAUGGUUCGAGUUGGAGGUGGAUGGAUGGCAUUGGAUGAAUUCCUGGUUAAAAAUGAUCCUUGCAGGGUUCAUCAUCAUGGGAGUAAAAUGUUACGUUCGGAAUCAAACUCUUCAAUUACUACUACUCAGCCUACUAUAGCUAAGGGGAGGACGAACAUGGAACUGCGGGAGAAGUUCAUUUUAGCAGAUGGUGCCAGUCAAACCAUGGCUGCUUUCCGCCCAAGGGGACGGCGUUCACGGCCAUCAUCCAGGGGAGCGUCACCCAACAGGUCCACUUCGGUGUCCAGCCAGGCUGGUCCAGUGAUCCCCUCACAGACCAUUGUCACCAGCACACCCAAGACAUCCCAUCAUUUAACACGCAAUUAUGGUAAACCAUGGUUGACAAACAGCAAAACGUCAACUCCAUCUAAACCAUCUGAGUCCCCAGACUAUCAAGUAUCAUCUGCAGAGGGAACUCCAAUACAGGGAAGCAAGUUGCGACUUCCAGGUUACUUAUCAGGGAAAGGAUUCCAUUCUGGGGAAGACAGCGGCUUAAUAACAACUGCAGCUAGCAGAGUGCGAAUGCAGUUUGCAGAAUCCAAGCGAACACCAAGCCGACCUGGAAGCCGGGCUGGAAGCAAAGCUGGCAGCAGGUCAAGCAGCCGUCGAGGAAGCGAUGCAUCCGACUUUGACAUUUCAGAAAUCCAAUCUGUGUGUUCGGAUAUGUCCGAGACUCUUCCUCAGGCCAACAGACCAGCCCCUCGAGCAGGUCCUCGGCCGGCUACAGCCAAGCCUUCCAAAAUCCCCACUCCCCAGAGGAGGUCUCCGGCUACCAAGUUGGACAAGUCCUCCAAGAGAUAGUGUGGGUGGCCUCGCUCCGGUCUUGCCUUGUGCAGUCAAUAUUUAAGUUUGUAAGAUGUAAAAUAUGAUGUAGAAAUUAUUGUGAAAUAUUGCAAGAGGUGGGUUUUUAAUUCUGCAGAUGGCCUUAUUUGUGUAUUUGUCUUAUUUUAUCUCUACAAUUUGUCAUUUAAGCCACAUCAUGUGAGGAGGAAGAGCGUUUAACACAUACUAACAUUUCUACACAGUAAGUUGUAGAAAAUACACUAAAAUCAGUUAUCAGGACAGGUAGAUUUCUGCAACCUGAAGAAACUACAUCACUAAGUUACGAAUCCCUCAUGUGAUUUUUGUUUGUUUUUUUAACAAAAGCCAAAAGACUUAAGGACACAUUUUGAGGCUAUUCAAAUACACACUAAAAGAGUGUAGAAAAAUGAACACAUUUACACUACAGUUAUUAAACAGUAUCUGUCAGAGAACUCACAGGAUAUUACUUCAGGCACUUGUUGGCUAUAUGAUACUCAAAUAUCUUGCAGCAUUUCUGUGCCAUUGCUUUCCAUGAGGCCAGAGACAUUUUGGAUAUUAGAACUAUUAUACUGUAAGAAUAUCAAUAUAAAGUGCAUUCAUGUAAAUGUGAGGUUUUCUUUUGCUUGAGUGUACUGUAGCACUGUAUCAUCAAAUUCAUUUUGUAUUGAAGCAAUUUUGCUUGCAGAAAGCUAUGAAAUAAAUCAUGUCCCUUAAACUGCUCUGUAAUUACUUUCUUCAAUAAAUCAUAUUUGAGAGCUUA
Molecule: messenger RNA, 4366 nt
Organism: Ornithorhynchus anatinus (platypus)
Lineage: Eukaryota; Metazoa; Chordata; Mammalia; Monotremata; Ornithorhynchidae
Product: dystonin-like
Biological process (GO): cytoplasmic microtubule organization; wound healing; hemidesmosome assembly
Cellular component (GO): cytoplasm; intermediate filament; focal adhesion
Molecular function (GO): microtubule binding; calcium ion binding; structural molecule activity
Source: RefSeq, a predicted model, not a curated record